This is a messenger RNA of Aphanomyces astaci, 1936 nucleotides long. RefSeq lists its product as hypothetical. The record is from RefSeq and is a predicted model, not a curated record. The transcript is spliced from 3 exons. Gene Ontology annotation, biological process: regulation of cell differentiation. NCBI's taxonomy places the organism in Eukaryota, Oomycota, Saprolegniomycetes, Saprolegniales, Verrucalvaceae. Gene Ontology annotation, cellular component: membrane. Bases 35 to 1909 code for a protein of 624 amino acids.
GCAUUAUGCUACGUACAUUCGUUGAGAAGCAAUCAUGGCGGCGAUGUUAGCUACCCGUAGCAGCACCGUGCAAGUCCAUCGCAGCUCGCAACUCGAAGAUGACGACUUGGCACUCAUCGACGAGGUCAUGGCGGAGAGAUGUAUCCUUCUGCGUCGCACGUCGCCGUCGGCGAUGUGGUCUCCGCGGUCGGGGAGCAUGAACAACGCAGACAACAACGUGCCCGCCACUGCCGCGGAAGGCACCGAGGCGUCGCGACCCAUGUCAUUUGCCGCCAACUCCAAACACUCGCAUGACGACACAGAGCAUUCCUCGAGUCUGGACUCGAUCGACGACGCGGACGAUGUUGCUAUCCAUCGCUCGCACUUGACGCACCCCACGUUAAGCAUGCUCCAAAGUUCCGACAGUUUGACCAGCUUUGACGACACCUCUGCAUCCUCAUGCGAUCUCACAGCGCAACCAAAACCUACCGACGUCUUGGGCGACCCGAGCGUCAUUGUGGAAGAGGAAGCGAGCGGACGUCGGUCGUCCGUGUCGACCAAGUUUGUGGUCCGGAAAGGGUGGAUUGAAAAGUGUGGCCAGCGUUUCAAGACGUGGAAGUGGCGGUACUUUGAGCUCACUCGCGACGGGUGUCUGCGGUACUACACGGCCGAAGACAAGGCCGUGUGCAAAGGCUCGAUCCAGGUCGAAAAGACGACCAAGAACGACAUUGUCAUACAAACUCACGUCAGCUCGCGCGACUUUUUCUUCGUUCUAUCCACACCCCUCCGCAACUACCUCCUCUCCACGGCCAGCGAGCGCGCCAUGACCCGCUGGAUUCGCGCCCUCGAGAGCAUUGGUGCCCAAGCCGGCCCUGGACGAUGGGACCCCCUUCGAAACACAGUGCACUUAACAGUGGACGAAAACCACCAAGCACACAAGUGGCGCGGGUACGACGACCCCCACGACGGGAAAACUCCCAUGGCUGGCUUCCUGCUCAAGCGAGGCCACGUGCGGACCAACUGGGUCCAGCGGUAUUUCAAGCUCGAAAAGCUCGACCACCACCCCGUGCUUCGGUACUUUUUACACGACGACAGCAGCCGCCACCAGACAGCCAAAGGCGCCAUCUCCCUCGUCAACGCGUACCUCAGCCCUGGCAUUCCCUGUUGCAGCGACGGCCGGCGUAACUACUUUAUGCUGCACAGCGGCUCCCAGGAACUGCAUUUGAACGCGCUCACGGAAGGUGACAUGCGGCGAUGGAUCCACGCCCUGGCCAAUGCGAUUCAAGUUCGCCCGACGAGUCCGCCGAGGCCCAUGCACGUGGUCAGCGCGCAAGCUGUCCACGUGACCAAGCAGCUGCCGCGUGUGCAUGUGACGUUUGAGUCGAAGCCCGCGUUUGAAUCACUGCUGCUCGAGAGUCGGGGGGACGCGCUCGUGGUGUCCCGGACGUCGGGGUUGUGCCCGACGGUGCCGCUGGGGGCGCAGCUCCUCCGUGUGGAUGGGGUGUCGGUGGGCCUGACAGUCGACGCCGCGCUGCUGCGCCUAGCGCGCGCCACGUACCCCCUUCCCUGCGAGUUUAUCGGUGCCCCCGUCAAGCGUGGGGACAUGGUCAAGCGAUCGAGGUCAUCGAGGACGCUCACGUCGUGGAAGACCCGAGAGGUUGUCGUGGAGCAUGGGUUCCUCACCUAUCUGGCGUGGCAUGAAGUCCGCGACUCGUUCUCGCUUGAGGGGUGCUACCUCCAGCUACCCGACGUGCCCGGCCGGCCGCACUGCGUCGCCGUGGGCCGAUCCCCCGCCGACAAAUUGGUGCUCCAGGCCGCGUCGGAAGACGAACAGAUCUCGUGGGCCGCCACGUUGCACUGCAGCAUCGUCAUGGCGAGCCAGGGGCUGAGUGUUGCAGGGCUCGACACCAACGAACCGUUUUCCCAUUAACUUAUAAACCACCCCGUGCAAUAUCCA